Messenger RNA from Phyllopteryx taeniolatus (common seadragon), 1860 nucleotides. It is a transcript of the gene foxi3b, whose product is annotated as forkhead box I3b. The transcript has 2 exons. The record is from RefSeq and is a predicted model, not a curated record. Bases 24 to 1202 code for a protein of 392 amino acids. Gene Ontology annotation, biological process: regulation of transcription by RNA polymerase II; anatomical structure morphogenesis; cell differentiation. Gene Ontology annotation, molecular function: RNA polymerase II cis-regulatory region sequence-specific DNA binding; DNA-binding transcription factor activity, RNA polymerase II-specific. NCBI's taxonomy places the organism in Eukaryota, Metazoa, Chordata, Actinopteri, Syngnathiformes, Syngnathidae.
AAGAAGAAAACGCUGCUUUGACAAUGUCUGCAUUUGAGGCCCAGGAACAGUCUCCUCCACGUUGUGGUCCUCAGUUCCCGAGCCUUGGCCAGGAGCCCCCUGAACUCAGCUUGUACAGUGACUGCUACUACCCUCCACCAUCCCUGCCAAGUCCUCAGCGCACCACACCAACCACCUAUGAGCUGGGUGACUUCAGCACCCCGUCUCCAAACCCUUACCUUUGGUUCAACGGCUCUGGGAUCAACACGCCAUCAUACCUAACUACCAACGGUCCACCCGGGAACCCCGGGCCUCCCUUUGUCCCGCAGCACUAUGGCAUGCAGAGACCUUACCUUGGUCCAGCUGGAGCUGGGGGCCCAGGAGGGGAGUUAAGCUGGUUCUCCCUCCCCUCACAAGAAGACUUGAUGAAGCUAGUCAGGCCACCUUAUUCUUACUCAGCUCUCAUCGCCAUGGCUAUCCACGGAGCACCCGACCGGCGGCUGACCCUGAGUCAGAUAUAUCAGUAUGUCGCCGACAACUUCCCUUUCUACAACAAGAGUAAAGCAGGAUGGCAGAAUUCCAUCAGACACAACCUCUCACUAAAUGACUGCUUCAAAAAGGUACCAAGAGAUGAGGAUGACCCAGGCAAGGGCAACUACUGGACUUUAGACCCAAACUGUGAAAAGAUGUUCGACAACGGAAACUUCCGCCGCAAAAGGAAGAGGAAGUCUGAUUCCCUCUCUGGUGUCGAAGGUAGUUCAGGGGCUCCUGAGUCAGGUGAGAGUGAGAGGGGCAGCCCCAAACACUCUGCCAAGUCUUCCCUAAACAUCUCCCAGACGCCGGAUAGAAUUCCCUCACCGUCAUCGUCUGGUGCUACACCUUGUCUGAGCAGCUUCCUGUCUGAGAUGUCUGGAGUGUCCAGUGGCUCAGCCACUGAUGUGGGAGGCGAUGGAUUGAGCAGACCCCUGCAAGUCAACCUCCCUAUAGAUGGGUCACACAGGCUUUCACAGCCUGCAAGUUAUAGUAGCUACUCCCCAAACUCUGCUGGCCGAGAGUGGCUUCCGCAGGUGCAAGCACCCCCUGUGCUCUCCUCUUCACCCACCCACUCUUCGCUCGGGUACACUAGCCCCAUCCUCAGCCAGUACAGUGCGUCCAGUGGACACUUCUUUCCCCCGCUGGGCUCAACAGGAAUAAUCUAUCACCGUGAGGGCACUGAAGUUUAACUUAACAUUAAUCGAACUGAUGGUAUUGAUAAGACUCUUCAAUGGAUUUAGUUUUCUUCUGCAACAGUUUAGUUGUCAUUCUGAGAAGCUAAUACAUACACACACACACGCACACACACACCCUAAGCAUGUUUGCGCUGACAGAGACAGUUGAGGCCACAAAAGCGUGUGACAACAGAGUAAAAAACCUUAGAUUCCCACAGAAACAGCCAAGUCAGCAGCAAAGGGCUGAAACUGUCUGAAACUACCAAAUCCAGAGUCAGCUAUUAUCCCUACCAAAGCUGGUUUCUAUCAGAGCUGAGUCAUUCUUAACUGAUCUGAGAUCUGAUCUGCUGACAUCAGUCUGUUCCACUCUACUGUCUGUGAUUCUCUGAUGGUAUCACAAAAACACAUCGUCCAGGCAGCAGUUUCGAUGAGCGGUUAAUUUACAACUUUGUCUACAUAUUAUGUUCAUGUUAACCAGUUUUGUUUUCUUUUGUCUCCUAAAUGAGCUGAUGGUCUUUCAGGAGUGGCAUAUAUGUUGUUUGUAAAUAUGUCCGUAUGUCUUUUAAUUUUAAUCCUUUAUAUUAUUUGCUGGUUAUUACACCUGUUAAUGUAGUCAUUAUGUAAGGUAAAUGCUAUGUUGUCUUUUUGAUAUGAAUAAAACACUUGACCGCUG